Messenger RNA from Adineta steineri, 1458 nucleotides. The record is from the annotation of a GenBank genome assembly. NCBI's taxonomy places the organism in Eukaryota, Metazoa, Rotifera, Eurotatoria, Adinetida, Adinetidae.
AUGCUUGAAGAAGCAAUUGAUUUAUUUAUUCAACGUAAAUUACGUGCUGUUGAACCAACAGUUAGUCAUGAACCAUCUCAAGUAAUAGAAGCAUUAUUAAGAUGUAAUAGUGGUCACGUUAUGGGUAAAACAGUUUUUCGUAUAAGUUCAUCUGAUCAACCAUUAAGUAUUCAUAAAAAACAACCUACUAGCUUAUUAAAAGUUGUAAGUGACAAUACAAUGUUUCCAUCAGAAGUUUGUAAUCAAGGAACAAUUUUAAUAUCUGGUGGUUUUGGUGGUCUUGGUUUAACAAUGUCUCGAUGGAUGAUUGAACAACGAGGUGUUAAACAUAUAGCACUUAUGAGUCGUCGAACAUUAGUUCAACUUGAAAAACCUUCGAAUCCACAAUAUGAUGAUUGGUUAAGAUUAAAACGAACAACAAAAGAAUAUAAUGCUCAUGUUGAUGUUGUUCAAGCAGAUGUAACAAAUUUUCAACAAGUUCAUGAUUUAAUUGAAAGAUUUCAAAAAACUUCUUAUCCUAUUCGUGGUAUUAUUCAUAGUGCUGUUGUUUCAGAAGAUCGUACUCUAGGUAAUUUAACACAAGAACAUUUAUCACUUGUUUUACCACCAAAAGUUCGUGGUGCUUGGUAUCUUCAUCAAGCUACACAAUUUCUGCAUGCUCCUAUUCAUUUUUUUAUUAUGUUUUCAUCAAUUCGAAAUUAUUUACUUAAAGUUUCAUCUGUUGGUUGUAAUGCUAGUAAUCAAUUUCUUGAUGCACUUGCUCAUUAUCGUUUUACAAUACUUAAUUUACCAGCACUUUCAAUUAGUUUAUCAGCUGUAAGUGGUGCUGGAAUGUUCCAUCGUCAUAAAGAAAUGCUCAGUACUUUAAAAGAAACACAAGAUUUUGAAUUAAUGCCAACAAUAACUGUAUUCGAAUUAAUUGAAUGUUUUCAUCAAGCUCAAAAGAUUUGUUCAUGUCCUGUUAUUUUUGCUGUUAAUUGGCAAACAUUACAUCGAAAUUAUCCAAUAUUAGCUACAUCUUAUUUAAGAAAAAUAGUUGAUCAAAUAUCAUCAUCAUCAUUAUCAGGAAAAAAUAAUUCCACUGAGUCUAGUAUGAAUAAAAAAGAAACAAUUAUUGAACAAACUCAAUCAGCUGUUGCACGAUUAUUAGGUGCAGCUAGUGUUGAUCGUAUAGUUAUUGAUCGUUCACUUGUUAGUCAAAGUAUGGAUUCAUUAGCUGCUGUUUCAUUAUAUAAUUGGUUAGGACUUUCAAUUGACACAAUUGCAACACUUGUUUAUAAUAAACUUAAUGAAAAAGAACAAACAACAUCAUCAGCUGCAAAAGAGCAAGAUUCAGAUUUUGAGUCAAUUAAUGAAAAUGAAGUUCAAUUUUCUAAUACAUCAACAUAUACUGGUUUAGAAAAUAUUCUUUGUCUACAUCGUUCGAAUCAAAAUAAUACUUCAACUCAUUUCUAUUAA